ACCGGACAUCGACUGCCUCGCUGUCUUGGAGAAACUCGACGUUCUCGGCCAUGGAAAUGGUGGCAUUGUGUACAAAGCCCGCUACAGGAAGAGCGCGUUGGUUACGCUCUCAAAGUCCUCCGUUUCGACGAAAACGCUGCCAUCAUCCGCCACCAGGUAGUUCGCGAGGUGGAGAUCCUUGAACGCGUGGACUCGCCAUUCAUGGUAAAAUGCCUCGCCGUAUUCGACGCCAUCGGAGGCGAGCUUUUGCUUCGUGAUGGAGUAUAUGGAGAAAGGAUCUCUGUUCGAUGCAUUGCGCUCAGGAAAGAUUCUGCCGGAGGGUAUCAUCUCCGGCGUCGCGGAGAGAGUUCUCCUAGGGUUAAGUUACCUUCACGGCUUGCAAAUAGUGUACGGUGACAUCAAACCGUCGAAUCCGUUAAUCGACGGCAACGACGACGUCAAGAUUGCAGACUUUGGGGUAAGCAAGAUGGUGUUUGGCACGUGCAACGCGGGUGACACGUGCAUGGAUCCGUGCGCUUACAGGAGCCCAGAGCGGAUUGAUCCAGAGAGAUGGGACGGGGACAAAGCCGAUGGGUUCGCCGGCGAUGUUUGGUCGCUCGGGAUUGUGGUGUUGGAAUGUUUUGUGGGUCGCUAUCCGUUGAUAGGAAUCGGGGAGAAGCCAGAUUGGGCGGCGUUGAUGUGCGCCAUAUGCUUCGGGGAGAGGUUGGAGAUGCCGGAUCAAACGGCCUCGCCGGAGUUUAGAAGCUACGUGCGGAGGUGUUUGGAGAGGAAUUGGAGAAAGAGAGGGACCGUGGUUGAGCUUCUGGAUCAUCCCUUCAUCACGAAUAGAAGAUCUGCAGGAGGAGGAGGAGGAGGGUCUGAUUAGAACAAUUAAAAUAGCUCUCCUUUU
Rubroshorea leprosula is the source of this 889-nucleotide messenger RNA. The record is from the annotation of a GenBank genome assembly. Lineage: Eukaryota; Viridiplantae; Streptophyta; Magnoliopsida; Malvales; Dipterocarpaceae.